AUGGCGAAUGCCCACCGGACAAACGUUCUCGUCACUUCGUGUUUGAAAACGCCGGUGGACCCGCACACCAAAGCCCCGUUAGCUUCUUACGAGAGGGAGCGAGUCCUGCCGUACACGGCUACAGGUCAUAUGGAUAACCGGGACUACGAGAAGGAGCUCGAGUAUGAGGACUCAGGCUCUGAUUUCUGUGAUGAGGAUUGUCUGGUAAAAGGCGGCCCUCUCAUGAUGACUGACUGCAGAGCAGCAGACCUGAGUGAAAUCUUCUUCUCCAACGAGGAGUACUACAGCAAGCUGGAGGAACUGAAGAAAGCCCAUCUUCGCACCAUGGCUGAGCUCGAGAGCAUGUAUCGGCGAAAACUGCAACUCAAGUCCAUGGAACCUCUGGACAUGGCAACGCUAGAGAUGGGGCACCGGCUACCGUGGUCAAACAGCAGCCCAGCAGCUUCACGCCGUUUGAGGAAGUCACACUCUGCUGUUGAACUCAGGAGAAGCUCUGGACAGUCAGACUCUUCAGACGGAGAUGACGCUGCCAGUAAUGAUGUGGAGAAAGGCCUACUUUUUUCUCCUAAAGAACACAUCAAAAACAUGUGGCGGGACUUUAAACUGUCACCUCACAAUCGCCGCCUCUCAACCUCCUCGCUGCAAAGCCUGCCAGGAGACCAGAGGAGACUAAAGGGAAAAGGAAAGAAGAGGCAAGGACAUAAAAACAGAGAGAAGGAGCAUUGGAAACACAGAGUGACUGUCCCGAAACCUUUCCAGAUGAUGCUGCGUGAGGCUGAGAGGCGAAAGCGUGGCAUAAAGACACGUUCAGAGAUCGAACUGGAGAAUGCAGAGCUGCGACGGCAGCUGGAAGAACUGACAGAGUGUCAGAGGAAAUUUCGUGCCAGCCCUGUACCAGCUCAUGUUCACCUCCCGCUUUAUGAGGAGCUGCAGGAGCGGAAUGAGGAAAGACAGCGAAGAAUGAGACAUCGAGAAGAUCAGCGUCUUCAAACCAUCCAGAAGCCCUUCAGCUUUCUGGAGAGGGAGCGGCUGAAGAAGGAGCAGAAACACUUGCGACACCCACAGCCAUCCGACCAGGAGAAAGUCAAACCCUUCAAGGCCAAGCCUGUGCCCAAGGCAGUGUACGCAGCAGCAUCAGGGGAGCAGAUGAAGGAGGAGCAGCUGUAUCGGUCUAUCAAGAUACAGAUGAGAGCUCAGGAGAUGCUCCACAGUGCUUCAAUGCCUCCCAGCAUGCUCGCAAGACGACUCAGUGAACGCAAGAAGACCAAAGACGGUGCUGCUGAAGCCAGAGGGGAGGACUUCUCCCACACGCCCCAGAUUAACAAAGAGGUGCCCGACUUCAAUGCCAGUUACAGACGCUUUCAAAAACACCUGGAGAAACAAAAAGAGGUGAAGCCCACGACUGUAUGUGAACCCUUUGAAUUAAGGACAUCGCAGAUCACUUCGCACCGUGAACGCAUCCUGGCUGCCAUCGAGCAGGAGCAGAGCAGCCCUCGGAUGCUGCGCUGGCCGUACAUCAGCUCCGGGCUAUCCCGCACGCCAAACUCAAGCCUCUGUUCGUCCCUCUCUGGCAGCUUGGAGCUCCUGCCUACCAAAGUCACAGAUGCCACCAAAAGGCGCCAUGAGGCUGUGAGAAAGGUGCUGGAGCAGAGGAAGAAGGCUGAGGAGGAGGAGGAGCAGUGGAAGGAAAGACAGAAGCAGAGGGAGAAGAAGCUGCAGAAGGUGGUGUUGAAACGCGCCCAGGCCAACGACCCCCACCUGGCUCUCUCACAGACACAUCUGUCCAAACUCAAAGAAUUCAGGAAACAAGAGAUUCAGCGCAGGAAGGAGUACCAACAGGAGAUGAAGGAGAUGCAGCAGAGGGUGAAGGGAAGGCCGCUGCUGUUGGAGCAGGUUGCACAGAGGAAUGCCAAACAGGCAGCAGAAAAGCGCUACACAGACGCGCUGCGUGGAUGUGAUGUGACCGAAGAAUUUAUCAGCAGCAAGGUGGCCAAAUUAGGAUCUGCACACAAAGCCUCUCCAUCCAGUGACAGCAAACAGAGUGACCGAGAGGAGCCAGACAUGGGAUAUGAACCUGUUCACUACAGACAGGUCUUCCUGGAUGAUGAAGAUGUGGAAGUAGAUCCAGAUGAAGAGGAUGGAGGGAGUGACAAGGCUUCAUUAAACCACCGUGAUGGAGACGAUGCCAGCAUUCAUUGCCCAGAUCAAGAUUAUCAUGGAGAUGAUCAACACUGUUCAGAUGAAAGUUACCACUACUCAGAUGAUCAUGAGAAUUACUCAGAUGACAGUGAGCAUGAUGCUGACACUAGACAGCAGGAAGCAGGCGAGUGA
Molecule: messenger RNA, 2331 nt
Organism: Chelmon rostratus (copperband butterflyfish)
Lineage: Eukaryota; Metazoa; Chordata; Actinopteri; Chaetodontiformes; Chaetodontidae
Gene: fam161a
Product: FAM161 centrosomal protein A
Exons: 7
Coding region: 1-2331 (776 amino acids)
Biological process (GO): cilium organization
Cellular component (GO): cilium
Source: RefSeq, a predicted model, not a curated record